Molecule: messenger RNA, 2213 nt
Organism: Eucalyptus grandis
Lineage: Eukaryota; Viridiplantae; Streptophyta; Magnoliopsida; Myrtales; Myrtaceae
Exons: 11
Coding region: 48-2042 (664 amino acids)
Molecular function (GO): protein binding
Source: RefSeq, a predicted model, not a curated record
CGCUUUACCAGUGCAGUUGACUGAGGAAGGAUCGAGCGAGCGCGAGAAUGAUGUCGAGAACUCCGCACCUCGCGGCCGUCGUGAAAACCGAGCCCGGAACGGCGGGCGGCGCCUCCUCGGACGACGCGGCGGCGCCGGCGCCGCACCACCACCACCACCAGCCGGCGUCGAGGUUCGUCGUGCUGGCCGACCUCAACGUCGACCCUCCCGUGUCCGACGGCGACGAGCCCCUCCCUCCUCCCGCCCCGUCUCCUUUCAGCUCCAGGUUGAACAAUGAUGAAAGCAGCCAAGAGAAGAGUACAUUAAUCUCUAAAGAUGUAGAUGGUGCGGAAGGUGACUCUAGAAAGCUAAACAAGUUGGGGAAAUGCCGUACGAAGAUCAGUAAGGUAGAGUGCUCUCCUGAUUGUGGAGGUGAUGGCGACGUUGAUCAGCCUUGUCAGGGGACUCCUUCGUCUCGAGAAGAAAAAGUUAGCAGUCUAAAAACCGGUUUGGUUCAUGUUGCUAGGAAGAUGCCCAAGAAUGCCCAUGCUCAUUUCAUUCUUGGCUUGAUGUAUCAGAGGUUGGGCCAACCUCAAAAGGCAGUCUCUGUAUAUGAAAAAGCAGCGGAGAUCUUGUUGCGUCCUGAGAUUGAGAUUGAGCGGCCGGAGUUGCUCUCAUUAGUUCAGAUUCAUCAUGCACAGUGUAUUCUGUUAGAGAGCUUGGGGGAUGACAACUCAGAUAAAGAGCUUGAACAUGAUGAACUUGAGGAAAUUAUUUCUAAGCUGAGGGAGUCAAUGCGAGCCGAUACCAGGCAUGCAACUGUUUGGAACACCCUUGGCUUGAUUCUCCUUAAAACAAAUCGUGUGCAGAGUGCUAUCUCAGUUUUAUGUUGUUUGUUGGCUAUUGCUCCCAACAAUUUCGAUUGCCUCGGGAAUCUCGGGAUUGCUUACCUUCAAAGUGGAAAGAUGGAGCAAUCAGCAAAAUGCUUUCAAGGAUUAAUCCUGAAAGAUCAAAAUCAUCCUGCUGCUUUAAUGAACUAUGCAGCCCUUCUUCUCUGCAGAUACGGUGCUGUUGUUCCAGGUGCUGGGGCAAAUGCCGGUGAAGGUGCUUUGGUAGAUCAGCUUACUGCUGUCAAUCUGGCAAAGGAGUGUCUGCUAACAGCUUUGAAAUCAGAUCCUAAAGCAUCGCAUAUCUGGAUCAAUCUGGCGGAUGCAUAUUAUACGAUUGGUGAUCAUCGUAAUUCCAGCAAGUGCUUGGAGAAGUCAGUAAAAUUGGAUCCCGGUUGCAUGGCGACUCGAUAUGCAGUGGCACUCCACCGGAUCAAGGAUGUAGAGAGGUCUCAGGAUCCUUAUGAUCAGCUUUCUUUGGCUGGAAAUGAAAUGGCUUCAAUUGUGAGGGAUGGAGAUUCUGCAAUAAUUCAAGCUCCUGUUGCUUGGUCAGGGCUUGCCAUGGUUCAUAAGGUCCAACACGAGAUUGUGGCUGGAUUUGGAAAAGAAUCAAAUGAACUGAUGGACGUAGAAGAAAGUGCUACCUAUAGUCUGAAGCAGGCCAUAGCAGAGGACCCUGAUGAUGCUGUCCAUUGGCACCAGCUUGGCCUCCAUAGUCUUUGUACUAGACAUUUCAAAGAAUCACAAAAGUACCUCAAAGCUACGGUUGCUCGCAUGAGCAAAUGCAGCUGUGCAUGGUCAAAUUUAGGCAUCUCUCUGCAUUUGUCUGAGGAGCCAUCACAAUCUGAGGUAGUAUACAAGCGGGCUUUGGCAUUGACGGGAGCUGAGCAUGCGCAUGCUAUAUUUUCCAACCUUGGAAAUCUCUACCGGCGUCUUGGACAGUAUGGACGAGCCAGGGCAAUGCUCACGAAGUCUCUUGAACUCCGCCCUGGAUAUGCUCCUGCAUUCAACAACCUGGGUCUCGUGUUUGUUGCCGAGGGAAACUUGGAAGAAGCCCAAUAUUGUUUCAACCAAGCUCUACAGGCUGACCCGUUGCUAGAUGCAGCCAAGUCCAACAUGAUCAAAGCAGCGGCGAUGUCUAGACUUUGUGCGAGCAUGUCAUCAUGUAUCAUUUAAGAUCGAAACAUGCUGCAGUGAGAAAGCAUGAGACUUUUCGUGUAAAUAGGAUGUAAAUUCUUUGGCACGGUGCUUUCUUCGCUGUGGUCAUAUUUUGUUCUGAAAUGACGUGCCUUGGGUCUGUUGUAGAAGAUGAUCUUAUCAAUCCGAAGCCUCAUUUCUUUUGACUUC